CUUACCUCCCUCUCUCUUUGAUCGACCAGAAAACUGUGUAUAUGCGGUCGCCUUGUGCAUAUAUGUAAUAUACUCGGACCAUUUCAACGUGUCUUCCUUCUCUCUUUCACAUUUCCUCCCCAGGCUUCGGCCUCGGAUACGGCACAUACGAGCUCCAUGCGGUCCAGGUAGCAAUUGCGUCGGCCGGGUGGCCUAUUCUCGGACGAGCGCGUCAGUGAAGGGUUGGUGGGGACCUGACGGUAUGGAUCCGCAGGCCAAGCAGGGGAUCAGCGCUGAGAAAGACGAUACCCAAGCCAAUAUGGCUGAGAAACUGGACCCGUCGAAUACGCGAACUGGAACCGAUUUCUACCGCGCACAACCUGUCCUCAACAGAAGAAUCCAUGUCCUGGGGAUGGGUAGCGUAGGAAGCUUCAUUGCGCAUUCCCUUCGUGGCAUUCCGAAUCCACCGCCCGUAACACUCAUAUUCAGCGGGAGGAAGAAAUGGAAGGAGUGGAAUGAGUCACCAAAGAGACUACAAUUGAUCACCGACGGAGACGUAGAAAGGCGGGAAGGUUACGACGCGGAAUGGGCGAGCCCUCGCCCAAGGUAUCAUGGGAAAGAGAUAGAGCAAGUGGCAAACACAGACGACGCAUCCCCGGAGGCUCCUCAACCACAGCGCCCGCUCUCGGAAGGGGAAUCCUCGGACCCGAUUCACUCGCUCAUAGUAUGCACAAAGACGCCGACGGUUUUGCAAGCGCUGUCCGCGGUGAGGCACAGGUUGCAUAAAGAGUCAGUCAUCCUAUUCCUACAGAAUGGAAUGGGGACAGUGGAUGAGGUUAGCAGGGAGAUAUUCCCGGAUCCAGAGACGAGACCGCAUUAUAUGAUCGGAGUCAAUUCCCAUGGCAUGCAUAGUAUACAAGACAAUCCAUUCACGACGGUACAUGCUGGGUUUGGAACCAUCUCUCUGGGGAUCCUUCCGCACGAAAGGGGUCGGGAGCCUUCUCCCUACGCUCCGACAUUGAUAUUCAAGGCUGGUCAAGAUGGGCGCACCCCUGUGACGCGGGCGAAUCCAGCGAAUCCGAAUCCAAACGCGCCGCGCCCCGCAGCUCCAACAUUCCCUUGGACGCCAAACCAUCGAUACCUCCUCCGGACCCUCCUCCGUAUACCCGCCCUCAGUGCCGUCGGCUUCUCUCCUCCAGACCUCUUGCAGAUGCAGCUUGAGAAGUUGGCUGUAAACUGCAUCGUGAACCCCCUCACCGUCCUGCUGGACGCACGCAACGGCUCCAUCCUCUACAACUACUCCCUCACCCGGGUAAUGCGGCUUCUUCUUUCCGAAAUCUCCCUCGUCAUCCGCUCGCUACCGGAACUCCAGUAUAUCCCCAACGUGCAACAACGCUUCGACCCUGGCCGCCUAGAGACCAUGGUGGUCGGCGUGGCGCAUAAAACAAGAGACAACAUCUCCAGCAUGCUAGCGGAUGUUAGGGCUGGACGGCAGACGGAGAUUGAGUACAUCAAUGGGUGGAUAGUGAAGAAGGGAGAGGAGCAGGGAGUGCGUUGUCUGAUGAACUAUAUGUUGAUGCAUAUGGUGAAAGGGAAGGGCGGCGUGAUUCAGAUGGAGAUGGGCGAGGGUGUUCCUUUCGUGGAGGGGAAGCCUGGAGAGGACGAGGUCGUGAUUAAGGGUGGUAGUGGCAGUGGCUCUUAGGCAGUGAUGGUAGGGAUCGAGCGUUAAGUGUAACUCUGAACCAGAAGUAUAAUACACGCUACACCUACAAUGUGCAGGACAGCAUACCUCUAUUCUAUACUUCUAUCCAGAGUCUCUUCUUCUAAAGUAAAGGAUUUUCUUAUUUAUAGAGGUCUGCAGACCCCCUACUUUGGAGGGAGAAUUCUAAUAUAGGGGGAUAGAUUUCCAUAGUGUAGAUAGAGAUCAUAGACAUAUACGGAGACGUGGCAAAGGGAGACGACAGCCUGGGCGAGGUAGAGGAUAUUAUGAGCAAUCGACCAAGCUGGGAGC
Trematosphaeria pertusa is the source of this 1990-nucleotide messenger RNA. RefSeq lists its product as uncharacterized. Gene Ontology annotation, cellular component: mitochondrion; cytoplasm. Gene Ontology annotation, molecular function: NADP binding; 2-dehydropantoate 2-reductase activity. Lineage: Eukaryota; Fungi; Ascomycota; Dothideomycetes; Pleosporales; Trematosphaeriaceae. The coding region runs from base 242 to 1681 and encodes 479 amino acids. The transcript has 2 exons. The record is from RefSeq and is a predicted model, not a curated record.